Oncorhynchus masou masou (cherry salmon) is the source of this 7713-nucleotide messenger RNA. RefSeq names its product calmodulin-binding transcription activator 1. The record is from RefSeq and is a predicted model, not a curated record. Gene Ontology annotation, cellular component: nucleus. Gene Ontology annotation, biological process: regulation of transcription by RNA polymerase II. Gene Ontology annotation, molecular function: protein binding; double-stranded DNA binding; transcription coregulator activity. NCBI's taxonomy places the organism in Eukaryota, Metazoa, Chordata, Actinopteri, Salmoniformes, Salmonidae.
GGCGCGCGGAGGGGAAAUGGCUGCCGAAAACAAGCCGGAAGGGUUGAAAAGGAUAAGGAAUCCAGAGCGGAUGAUUAGAAUUGCCGUGGGAUACACAGGACAUGCCCCUCCCAAGAGUGAUGACACUGACACCAACGGUGAGCCUGGCCAGUUGAAGAUCUACCUACCUAAGAAGCUGUUGGAGUGUUUGCCCAAAUGUUCCUCUCUGCCCAAGGAGCGCCACCGCUGGAACACCAAUGAGGAGAUUGCAGCGUAUCUGAUCACAUUUGAGAAACAUGAAGAAUGGCUGACGACAUCACCCAAGACCAGACCUCAGAAUGGCUCGAUGAUCCUGUACAACAGGAAGAAGGUAAAGUACAGGAAGGAUGGCUACUGCUGGAAGAAGAGGAAAGACGGGAAGACCACCAGAGAAGACCACAUGAAGCUCAAAGUACAGGGAGUGGAGUGUCUGUAUGGCUGUUAUGUCCACUCCUCCAUCAUCCCUACCUUUCAUCGCAGAUGCUAUUGGCUGCUCCAGAACCCAGACAUAGUGUUGGUACACUACCUGAACGUUCCAGCGGUGGACGACAGUGGGAAGCCAUGUGGGCCUGUCCUCUGCUCCAUCAACACAGACAGGAAGGAGUGGGCCAAGUGGAGCAAGGAGGAGCUCAUUGGACAGCUCAAACCUAUGUGUGCCGGGAGUAGCCUGCACCAGAAAUGCUCCACAGCCAAACACCGCAUUAUCUCCCCCAAAUUAGAAGCAAAGACAGGGACAGGGGAUGGGACUGGGACAGGGGCUGGGACAGGGUCUGGGACAGGGACAGGGUCUGGGACAGAGGUGCAGAACAGUGAUGUGUCUGAGGGGCAGACAGUGCCCAGUCCUGGAGUGGGGGCCAGGAGCAGAGGAGGGGGGGAGAGGAAGAAUGGAAGGCUGCCCAAACCCUCCCUGCUUCCCCAGAGCAGCAUGGAAGUCUCCUCCACAUCCACCAAUCAGGUGGAGGUUCCCGACACCACACAGAGCUCCCCACUGUCAAUCACCAGCGACAUUACUGCAGACAGUCCUGCCCUCGGCCUGGCCAGCAGCCUAUCACAGAGCUCUGCUGCUGUGUUCAUGUCCGAGGUUGCCACGGUAACAGGGGAUUCCGUGUACACCACAGAACACGCCCAGCUGAUUGGCUCCACCCAUGACGCCACCACCACUGGGAUUCUACUGGCUGUUGCCCCAGACACCCAGCGCUUUGAGUUCCCUGGGGGUGGGGUUAGCAGAGGAGGAGGGGAGUUGGUCCUCUCCAGCAGUCUGGAUGCUGGAGGUUCUGGAGUCAACCUUCUUGAGACCAGCAUGAACUUUGACCCAGACUGCUUCCUCAACAACCCCAAGCAGGGCCAAACAUACGGGGGAGGAGGGGGUAAGGCCGAGGAAGGUAGCUGUAAUAGUGAGGGGGGGCUCCGCUGCUCUCCACAGUCACUAACGGCUAACGGCUAUGUAUUCAACGCCACGCUCGUAAACAUCAAGACCGAAGAUACUCCCCUGGAGCAGCCGCUGGAUAAUCAGAGCGGGUACGCUGGCGAGGGGACGGGCCUGAGCCCUAGCACCACACUGGAGCAAAUGGACUUCAGUGCUGUGAUGUCAUCAGCCUGCGCCCAGAGCUUGGCACAGCAGAUACACCAACACUCCCCCAGUCUCUUCUUGCAGGCCUCCCCUAAGACCCCCCUCGCCCAGGCCACCCAGCCCCAGAUCUGUGCCUCUGAGACGGGCCAGAACUCAGACGAGACCCAGGCUUAUCUGGGCCUACCUACUAUACCACAGACUGACUCUACAGGCACCAACGGAGACCCUCACACAUACCUCCACCAACCCUCACCAGACCAACAUGGCCACAGUGAGGAAAGCAGCCAGGGGGGUCUAGUGGGGCUGGGUAGCUUUCCUGUAAGGGUGCAGGAGAUGAGAAAAGACCAGCUGAGCACCAGAGGACCUGGGAAGGUGACGUCCCCAGAGAAAGAGACACAGAAGAGGGCAGAGUUACUCCUCAAUCCUGGGGAACAGCAUGAGGCCUACAGAAACAACACUGGUGUUGGGAGAGGUGGAGAUCACUACCUACAGCCAACAACCAAGAGUGGGGGAGUAGAGGGAGGACAAGAAAUAGGAGAGAAAUAUAUUUUCAGUAACGGGGUCAGAGAUGCAGGAGUUAACAGCUCAGUGGUGGACAGUCCUCAGUCUCUAGCUGGAGCGGCCAUGGAGGGGUUGUACAGCUCUACUCUUCCCCAGCCGGGUGUAGGUGAGGCUGGGGGAGCUGAGGGGGCAGGCGGGGGCAUCAGCCUGGAAGGCUUUGAGGCAUCGUUUGGGAACCAGUUCUCUGACCUCAUCAAUGACUUCAUCUCUGUUGAGGGGGGUGGAGGGGGGGCGGUGGCCGGGACAGGAGGCAGUGCACUCUACACCCCUGCUCUGAUGCCCCAGGAGGAGGUUGGAGAGGGCCAAGAGGCAGGAGCAGCCCCCAUUCAGGGUUCAGAGGUGGAGCAGGGACCUCUGAGAUUGCUGCCAGAGACGGGGAGGCUUUUUGGGGUGACAGACUACUCUCCCGAGUGGUCUUACCCAGAGGGUGGGGUGAAGGUGUUGAUAACAGGUCCCUGGCUGGAGGCCAGCAGGGAGUACAGCUGUCUGUUUGACCACAUCAGUGUCCCAGCUGCUCUCAUACAGCCAGGAGUACUGCGCUGCUACUGCCCUGCCCAUGAAACAGGUUUGGUGAUGCUGCAGGUGGCUAUGGGUGGGGAUGUAAUCUCUUCCUCUGUGGUGUUUGAGUAUAAAGCUCGAGACUUGCCCGCCCUGCCCUCCUCACAACACGACUGGUUAUCCCUGGACGAUACCCAGUUCAGGAUGUCCAUUCUGGAGCGUCUGGAGCAGAUGGAACAGAGGAUGGCUGAGAUAACCAAUCACCAUCAGAGCUCCGAAACCACGGCAGCUACGGGGGGAGGUGGAGGAGCAGGUGGCACUGACCACCAGUCCCAGCUCUCCCCAGCCGAGGGUUCAUUUGAGGGCCGUGUGGUGGUGGUGUGUGAGAAGAUGAUGACCCGUCCCUGUUGGGUUUCCUCCAAUCAGCUGAUCCACAGCCGGAGUUCCCGGGGCAUGACCCUGCUGCACCUGGCUGCAGCUCAGGGAUACGCAGGGUUAAUACAGACUCUCAUCCGCUGGCGCACUAAGCAUGCAGACAGCAUAGAUCUGGAAUUAGAGGUGGACCCUCUCAAUGUCGACCACUUCUCCUGCACCCCACUGAUGUGGGCCUGUGCUCUGGGUCAUACAGAAGCAGCGCUGGUUCUGUACCAGUGGGACCCCAGAGCUUUGGCCAUCCCUGAUUCGCUGGGCCGUCUGCCACUCAGUAUUGCACGCUCACGGGGACACACUCGCUUGGCCGAGCUACUGGAGCAGCUGCAACAAACUCCUCCUACUCAGAGUCCACCCACUGACACCUGGAUGGACAGGUGGAGCAGUGAAUCGGAGCCCAGUGGACAUAGGGAAAGCCCCGCCCCCAGCUCUAACCCAGACCUAAGGAGAACCAGGACAGAACCACAGCAGAGCACCCAGAACCACAGCCAGAGUCAGAGCUGGGCUCACCAGGGCCAACCCCAGUUGCAAGGCCAACACCGGGGGCCACCAGACAACCAGGGAGACCAACCACCAGCCAAGAGACUCAAACUCAACCCUGAGGCCCAGCAACAGCCAGUCAACCCCCCACGCUCUCAACUACCCAACCUCAGCCCCCUAAACACUCACCCCCCCAGACCCAGCUCUAACACCCCAAAUCCCCACUUCCCCAGCCCACCUCUGCAGGCCAGGUUAGGGGGGUCAGGGGGUGGCAGUAGGUAUAGCUUGCGGCAGGCUCUUGGGAGGCGGAGUUUGGCCAGGAGGAUUCUGGGAAAGGAGAGACUGGCCAAUCAUCUGCGUCAGAGGGGCGUAUCCACCAGGGGGGAGGAGCCAGAACUGCUGACCUAUCAGGAGAACAGUGAAGACCUGCAGAUGAACAUGAUGAUGCUGGCAGAACACAUCAUGGAGGCCACUCCUGACAGGAUCAAACAGGAGGGCUUUGUUGCCACGGAGACUGAGACGUCGCCACCAGAGACCGUUGGGGUCAGCGGUGAUGUCAGCUGGUUGGCUAGUUACAUUGGUGACGUGGAGCGGUUUCUAUACUCCAGGCCCCAGAUGCCCACCCCAAGCCCCAUACCAAGCCCGCUGUCUGGGCCUGAGGAUGAGGAAAGUCCCCUGGCUCCGCAAGGCCUGCCCUCCCCAGCCGACUGGAGUUCCUUCCUGCAUGCAUCACUCAGUGGAGAAGGCCCAGACACCAACCCUGCCCACCUCACACUGACAGAGGCGGAGCAAAGAGAACUGUACGAGGCUGCAAGACACGCCCACCACACCCUCAGAAAGUACAAGGGCCGGCCAAUCCAGGAGCAACGUAAAGAAACAGUAGCAGUGGUCCAGCGCUGCUAUAAGAAAUACAAACAGCUGUCAUGGAUAGCCUUGAAGUAUGCACUUUAUAAGAGGAUGACGCUGGCAGCCAUUUUGAUCCAGAGCCGCUUCCGCAGUUUCCACGAACAGAGGAAGUUCCAGCAGAGCCGGCGAGCAGCAGUACUGAUCCAGCAAUACUACCGCAGCUACAGACACUCUCUCAGCAGUCUCCUCACUAAGAGACAGAACCAGGCUGCCCGUAAGAUCCUGAGGUUCCUGCUCAGAUGCCGCCACAGCCUCUUGAUGGACCAUAGACCAGUCAAACGGGGCAAGAGAGCAGAGAAAGGCCAGGGGUCCUGAGAGCCCACGACCCAGUCCAACACAGAGCCCCCUCAUCCUGUGAGCUCCUCUCCACUCUUCUCUUCCCUCUCCUCCUGUCCCUUCCUCCCUCGGUCUCACACAGGGGCAAUUCUCUUUUCCUCCCUCUCCUCAUACCAAUCUCACAAUGGGACUACUUCACAGUCCACACUCCUCUUCUACAAACAGACUGCUAACACUCAAACAGGAGAAUGAGGAGGGAUACAUGGCAACUAUAUCACUGAGACAACACAGAGACAACUCUCCUCUCUCUCCUCCCUCUGUUUCUCUGAGACAAACGCUUCCCAAACAGACAGGUACACUGCUCUGGGAGACUGCUCUGAUGAACAUAUGGUCCUGGCUCUGGCCACAGCCUCGCUUUACGUUCCUCUUCCUCCAGAUCACAGAGAGGAAACUACAUUACCCUGCCUGGCAUCUUUGCACUCUUCACAGAUAUAUCAAUGUUUUCUUCAAGAGCAGAAAAGAACAAGAGAAAAAGAUCAGGAUGCAGCUGAAGAUGCACAUUUUUUUAUCGAACAUGUUCGAUACGGAGAAUGGGAUGAUUGGUUUUCUCAUAUGGGCAACAUUUGCAUUGACAUGCAUAAUCUAUAUUGGACCUGUUGUACUUGCUGUAUAUAUGAUACAUUUUAGGAAAGGAAAACAUAAACCAAAUAUCACUCCCAUAUCCUGUAUGCAUGCACUGUUUUUCACUAGCUCUUCUCCCAUGGCUUUUAUGGCAGUUGGCAAAGUCAAUGUGAUCACCACACUCUGAUUGGCUGGCUAGACAGGUCAACCAGUCACCCAGUCCCCCAAAGAGAAGUACUACACUUGAAUGUAAGAAGAACAUUAACAGAUAGGGGUUUAGGUGUAAAUAACAGUGUCUUAAUUUGUUAUAUUGACUUGUCUAUGAAGUCAUUCUCUGAGGAAGCAUUUUGCUAGCCUGAUGUGUGAGUCUGUGUUUGUUGAAUCUAAUGCAUGUGUUUGAGCUGUGAGCUCCUGCAUGCGAACCAAACUUGUUUGUUUUGUAUUUAUGUGUUGUGGUGUCUCACUUCUGUCCUCAUUGACUAUCUACCCUGUGUUUAUCAUGUGCUCUAUGUAAGGAAAAUAACCUGGCUUUUCUGCUUUUAUUUAUCUAUUUGUUUAAUAUUUCUUAUUUACCUUUUUUUAUGUUCUUUCAUUUAAUUUACAGUAAGAAAAGGGCAUUUUCGCCCGAGUUAGUUUUAUCCCCCUAUUGUGUGGUAAUGUGUGGUAAUGUGUGACAUAUUCGGUUCAGAUGGUUAUCUGUCUCUGUCAAUUUGUUCUUAAACAUGAACUUCAAAAAGCCACAUAUGGUUUUGAGGAGAGUGUCACAUUGCAUUGCCUUGACUUCUUAUAGUCUGUGAGAAGUCCCUAUACUUACUAUACGCUAGCCCCUGUCUAGGACAUGGGUCCCUAUAUUAGCCCUUAUAGAGUUUAGCCCAACCCAUAUUUUGGACUAUUUGGCGUCUCUGUACAUAAAAUGACGAGGUUAUGGGUAUAUAUGGAGACCCCGGAUCUUUUUCAUGAGAAAAGACUGUAUUUAAGAAUAUAUAUUAUUUUACUUCUAUAACAACAGUAUGAGCAGAUAGAGACCCGGGUAUACAGGACAAUUGUAUUGUUUGUAAAUAAUGUAAAUACUAACCAUGGAUCUAUGUGCAUGAGAAAAUAAGACAAAGAAACGGGCAAGAAAAUCAACAUACAUUUGUUUGUGGCUAUGGACUGUAAGGGGAUGUGAACUACUUCACUUUACAAGUGUUUGAUAUAAGUGUUAUUGAAGAACAUUUUGCUAAAGCAUGACAUUGAUGAAAUCUUAUGUUAAACCCAGUGAUAUAAACAAUAAGGGCAGAAAGCUAAAUGUAUACACAACAUGCUUUUGAUUUCAGGCUAGCAAGAAUGAAAUCAUUUUGCUAGUGGUGCCAAUUAUUAUGAAUUCUACUUUUCCCUAGGACCCUAGGAUUAGCGCAGGAGUUAAAACAUACAAGUAUUAAAUAUACUGUACACAGUCAUCUCAAGCAACUGAAGGGUGGGAAAGCAAGGAGAACUUCAUAAUCUAUUAUUUUAAAGUGUACACAGAAUUAGUUCCUGUCAGGUGUCAAAACCAAACAAACUGGUGAUGGGUGAUGUUUCUGUUAGUGUGGUCCUCUGUGGCUCAGUUAGUAAGAGCAUUGUGAGGGCAAUGCCAAGGUUGUUGGUUCAUUUCUUGCAGGGAUCACACACAUACUCAAAAUGUAUGCCCUCACUGUACUGAGUACAUUGGAUAAAAGUGUCUGCUAAGUGGUAUAUACUUUUAUGUUAAUGCAAUUGCAGAUUUGAAACUUUCAUCUCUUAGCUUCAGACAGAUGUUUCCCCCUUCAAAUUCCCCAGUAUGCAAUUGCCAAUAGUAUGGUCUGUGUUACGAUGAGGCGUUUCCUUCCCUGGAGUGUCUUACAGAUUUGUUUUGACUGAGGAUUAUGACCAGUUUGGUUUAGAAAGUGCCUACUCAUAUACAGAACGUGCAAGCUAAUAUCAGGAACCCACUAUAUGUCUCCAAGCUAAUAUCAGGAACCCACUAUAUGUCUCCAAGCUAAUAUCAGGAACCCACUAUAUGUCUCCAAGCUAAUAUCAGGAACCCACUAUAUGUCUCCAAGCUAAUAUCAGGAACCCACUAUAUGUCUCCAAGAUAAUAUCAGGAACCCACUAUAUGUCUCCAAGCUAAUAUCAGGAACCCACUAUAUGUCUCCAAGCUAAUAUCAGGAACCCACUAUAUGUCUCCAAGCUAAUAUCAGGAACCCACUAUAUGUCUCCAAGCUAAUAUCAGGAACCCACUAUAUGUCUCCAAGCUAAUAUCAGGAACCCACUAUAUGUCUCCAAGCUAAUAUCAGGAACCCACUAUAGGUCUCCAAGCUAAUAUCAGGAACCCACUAUAGGUCUCCAAGCUAAUA